AUGCAGGCAAAUGCCCAGCAGGUUCAAGAUGAUCUUGCUACCCUCUUUUCCCGUAAUUUGACAUUUAACCCUGAACUUCACGCCUCUGUUCCGAAAGAAAUUCCAAGACAGGAACAAGCAGUCCCAACCACUGUCACCCAACAACCUAUUGUGUAUUCGAUUUCACAGCAUUACCACCACUCUGCCCACACGGUGAAACCUGCGCCUCAGCAAUUGGAGAAUGAUAGCCAAUACAAAACCCAGAGACCGUCAUCGGAACCACCGCAGAGCGAACUCUCUCCUAUGGAGAUGAUUUUGCGUAACUAUGGGAUAGACCCUAACGUUUUGACACCAUCCCAAGUUCAACUCUUCCGAAUCGCGGAUGAUCCGCAGAAGCUCCGUCUUCUUGAGCUAUGGAGCAUUUGCCCUCCAAGUAGGGCUGAAGAUAUUCCUGCUCUUGCCUGGAGCAGCACUAGCGUGGAUCAAGAGGAACAGCUUGCUCGGAUGCGAUUUGAGAGGCAGCAGACUCCUACAAUGAGCCUUGAUGGGACCGUCGUCCAGACCGACGACAGCAAAUGGACUCAGAAUGUGGCUGCCGACAGCGAGCCAUACAUGAUUUCCGGGUAUGAAGAACUCAUGCGAAGAGAGUAUGAACGACAGUCCGUUGACACCAAACCCAGAGAUGUUUAUAACCAUUACGGCACUGCCCUGGGUAGCAACAGAUAUUCAAGAUCUACCGACCCUGUUUACAAAGGACCCGAGUACAACCAGCAGCAACAGCAGCUGGAAAUGGCAUCGCAGUAUGGUGCAUUUGAGCAAUUCAGGAGUGGAUCGAUGCAGGUGGAUGCUAUGGAUGUCAUGUAA
This is a messenger RNA of Pochonia chlamydosporia 170, 843 nucleotides long. RefSeq lists its product as hypothetical. The transcript has a single exon. Lineage: Eukaryota; Fungi; Ascomycota; Sordariomycetes; Hypocreales; Clavicipitaceae. The record is from RefSeq and is a predicted model, not a curated record. The coding region runs from base 1 to 843 and encodes 280 amino acids.